Messenger RNA from Capsicum annuum, 1126 nucleotides. RefSeq names its product probable plastid-lipid-associated protein 4, chloroplastic. Bases 106 to 825 code for a protein of 239 amino acids. The record is from RefSeq and is a predicted model, not a curated record. The transcript has 6 exons. Lineage: Eukaryota; Viridiplantae; Streptophyta; Magnoliopsida; Solanales; Solanaceae.
AAAAAUGGAAAUAUUUUUGCUCUACAUAAAAUAUAGUUGAGAAUAGUUUUGGCCUUUUCGUUUAUUUAAUUAAGUGUCCCCUAGAAACUCAUUUGCACCAUUUCCAUGGCCUUAUCCUCAUUAUCCCCUUCCCCCUUACCAACACAUGUCGCUACUCAGUAUUCAACCAAGCUUUAUCUCUCUCAUUCCACCUCUUUCUCUUUCCCUGCUAUCCAAAAUCCUCAUCAUAUCACCACUUCUACUCACAAUAAAAAAUGGCGGACCAAUGUUUCUUUCUUCCCUGCUUUCUUCAACAAGACCAAAGAUGCUACACCCAUUAAACAAGAGCUUCUUGAGGCCAUUGUACCUCUUGAUCGUGGCGCUGAUGCCACUUCUCAAGACCAGCAAAUAAUUGAUCAGAUUGCUCGCAAACUUGAUGGUUGCAAUCCAACAAAGGAGCCCCUCAAGUCAAGUCUUCUGAAUGGAAAAUGGGAACUUAUAUACACUACAUCGAAGUCAAUUUUACAGAUUCAGAGACCGAAGAUUUUGAGAUCUAGAGUAAAUUACCAAGCAGUAAAUGUAGAUACACUUCGGGCUCAGAAUAUGGAAGGAUGGCCCUUCUUCAACCAGGUUACUGCAGAUUUGACCCCUUUGAAUGCGAACAAGGUGGCAGUAAAGUUUGAUUAUUUCAAAAUUGCUGGAUUGAUACCUAUUAAAGCUCCUGGAAGAGCUCGAGGUGAGCUUGAGAUUACUUACUUGGAUGAAGAGUUGAGGGUAUCAAGAGGUGAUCUUGGCAACUUAUUCAUUUUGAAAAUGGUUGACCCUUCUUACAAGGUCCCCACUUGAGAUUGUACUAUCAACUUUACUCUCAAGGAAGAGUUACUUAUUAGUGUCACAUCUUAUAUCAUGCUAAGUUUGUGCGAAUUAUUCGAAAGUUCUCUCCUCUUUAAAAACUCAUUUGGUUGGGAACAAGUUAUCUCGGGAUAAUUAAUUUCGAAAUUAAUUAUCCCAAGAUUUGUAAUUCCAUCACAUGUAUGAGAUAACUUAUCCCAUCAUUAAGACACAAAUGGUGGGAUAAGUAAUCCCUUGACUAACUUAUCCCAUCAACCAAACAUGGAAUAAAAUAAUUUCACGAUUUAUCUCGGAA